Messenger RNA from Thermothielavioides terrestris NRRL 8126, 1965 nucleotides. RefSeq lists its product as uncharacterized. Gene Ontology annotation, cellular component: kinetochore; cytosol; nuclear body. The transcript has 7 exons. The record is from RefSeq and is a predicted model, not a curated record. The coding region runs from base 1 to 1965 and encodes 654 amino acids. Lineage: Eukaryota; Fungi; Ascomycota; Sordariomycetes; Sordariales; Chaetomiaceae.
AUGUCCUCCCCGGAACGCGAUGACCUUGACGGUCUCUUGGGAGAUUUAGAGGCGGCGUCGAAACUGCCGGCAAAGCGCCGCCAAACAAGCAUCAAGCCGACGGUCGAGAGAACAACUUCGAUCCUGUACGACAGGGGGGCGCUUCCGGACGAGCUGGCCCGCCUGGUCGACCUGCUGACUGUCCGCAACCAUUUGGACCAGGCCAGCCUUGCAGCCAUCGUCCGCAAUCUGUAUCCCUCGGGCAAGGUCGCCGAUGAGACCGUCUUGCGCGUCGUGGGCGCGCUGGGCCACGGCCAGCUCAAGCCGUCCCUGCCGCUGCAGGCUCUGUUUCUCCGCUGGCUCGUGAUGGUCUACCACCUGCUGGAAAACCCGACCAUCCUGUCGCAGGCGUACGGUGUGCUGUUCAACCUGCUUGAUACCGCUGCUAUCAGACCCCAGUUGUGCCAUCUCCUGGCUCUGGUGACGAGGCGAAAACAUGUGCGGCCAUUCCGCCACCCCGAUCCGCAAUGGCGAGCCAAACUCGACGAAAUCCAGCAACGACGAUCUAAACGCCAAGACGACCGGAGCGUCAGGAAUGGCUUCGCCGUCAACCAUGCGCUCAGCCGCCGCCUGAAGGGAGCGAAAGUCCUGUUCCCAGCCGUCCACACGCUCCAUGCUCAAGAAAGUUCCGUCACUUUGGAGGAGAUCGACAGCGCCGAAUCCUUGGCCCAGAACCUCGAAAAGGUCGAGCUGCCCACGCAGCUUGUGGCCGUUCUGGCCGACCCUCUUCUCCAGAAGCUGCUGCUGCUGCGUCCGGAUGCUGAAGCGUCAUCACGUAUCAGCAACUGGCUUGUGGCCUGCCUCGGCGAUGUUGCGAGCGGGGACGCCGACGUGGAUCUCUUGCUGGAUAUGAUUGAGGUCAUUCACGAUUAUGCAGUCGCCACCAAGACAUUACCCCCGCUGCUCCUCACAUUUCUUGAACAGUUCUUGAGGGUUUGGGAUGGCUCGGGGAAGCGGGACAUGGUUCUCGAGUUGCUGAGCUAUGUCCCUCUAAUAGAUGGGGCUAACAAGCAGACAGAAUUGUACAAGAUGAUCCUCGGUCCGUUGGAGGCGGCAGUAUUGGAUAACACCCCUUCGUCGCAAGUGGCGCUUCUGAAACUCUACACUCUUCUUCUCCGACGCUGGACAGUCGCGAUGGAGGCAGCGAGCGAUGUCGCGGCCCUGGCCGUGGCCUCAAUACCGAGUCUCAUCGACCAUGUCAACAAACUCAGCCUGACGCUCACGCAAACCUCGAGAACCGUCGGCACCUAUCUCGAUAUCCUCGACUUCUACACGGCCGUUACCGCCCUCUAUUCGAAGCCGGCGCUUCUCCAGCACGUCGAGAUCGCGAUUCCGCCUCCUCUCCUGGUCUACCUCCUGUUCUUCUGCCCUUCUCUCGCGGUCGCGUCGCGGCUGUGCGGCAUCCUGGCCAGGUACAAACGCGCCUGGGAGGCCGUCAUGUCGUCCGCCGUGGCACGGAAGCUGACGCGGCCCGAGCGCGACCGCAUCCAGGCGUUCAACGGCUUCCUGAUGGAUAUCAGUAACUGCGUGUGGCGAGGCCGCGCAUUUUCGACGACGGACGAGAACGCGCAGGGCUGCUGCGUUCCGCAGUCGAUACAGCCUAGGCUGGAGUCGUACCUACGUGCGGCCGACUCGGACCUGUCUCUGGCCACGGCGUUCAACCUGUCGCACUCUCCGCUGCUGUGUCUGCAGUCCAUCUCGCUUGUCCGGGAGCUGGAAGAUCUCGAGGCAGAUGAGAUCCGCGCCAGACACGGCGGGCCAGUGACCCAGGCCUCGCUGAACCAGCUCGCCAACAGGGGAGGUUUGAGCCUGUCCUGGCAAGAGUACAGGGCCGCUGUCCUGGCGCACUUGGAGUCCAAGGGCCUGCCGGGCAUUCCCGAGUUGAUGUACAACACGAUGAAGAAUCUCAUGAAGGCGAGAAAGUGA